Molecule: messenger RNA, 3451 nt
Organism: Sceloporus undulatus (fence lizard)
Lineage: Eukaryota; Metazoa; Chordata; Lepidosauria; Squamata; Phrynosomatidae
Product: ras-related and estrogen-regulated growth inhibitor-like
Exons: 4
Coding region: 148-861 (237 amino acids)
Molecular function (GO): GTP binding; GTPase activity
Source: RefSeq, a predicted model, not a curated record
CCUCCUUCUUCCUCUGCUGCUGCUGCUGCUGCUGCUGCUGCUGCCCAUUCCUCCUGGCGCAGGAGGCUGCCCGGGAUCGCUCUCUGCCUUCUCCUUGCCCUCCCCAAAGGACCCGCAUGGACUCCUGAGCUGCUGGGGCUGCUGGCCAUGAGCUUCCCGAGGCCCCUCCGGCGAGCGGUCAGCCUCAACCCGGCCAGGACCCUGAGGCUGGUGGUGCUGGGGCAAGGCGCCGUGGGCAAGACAGCUCUGACAGUGAGAUUCAUCACCAAGCGAUUCAUUGGCGAUUAUGACCCUACUCUAGAGAUGAUUUACAGGCACACAGCUGUUACUGAUGGCGAGAUGGUACAUUUUGAAAUUCUUGACCAGCUGGACAGUACGGAAGAUUCUCUACAAAUUGAAGAGAAGAUUAAGUGGGGAGAUGGCUUUGCUGUGGUUUACUCUGUCACUGACCGCUGCAGCUUUGAUGAAGUCAUGAGGCUCUGUUUCCUUAUCAAUCACAUCCAUUCCAGCCCAAAACGGAGCAGUGGAAGUGGAGACCCACCAGUUGUGAUUGUUGGGAAUAAGAAGGACUUGCAGUUUGACCGAAUGGUGUCCUCUGAGGAUGGAGAGAACCUCUCCAAGGCCCUGAAGCAUCCAUUCUAUGAGAUCUCUACCAGGGACAGCUAUGAGGAGACUGUGACAGUUUUCAAUACCUUGUACAAUGAGCUAAUGAAGCAAGGGCACUUUUCCCCAGGGUCUUUCAAGAGGCGAGCCGUGUCUAAACUCAUGGAAAAGAUCCCAAAGAUUCAUGCCAAUUCAACCCUGGCCUCAGGUGGCAGGAGCCUGAGCUUCAACUCCUUCCGGGACUACAUCCCAGAGUGAACUUCUACUUAGGCUUUUGUGCAGUGAUGAGUCAUGCACUCAGGAACUGGAUGGCAUUAGUAAGGCAGAGGUUGCAGAGCUGAGAACAUGGCAAGUCUAGAAGCCUGUACAUUGUUAGGAAACAUGUUUGGAGUGUUUUUCCUAACCACCUUAAAAGCCAGAAACUGAUGAUAGUCUGUGGCACAGCAGUGAAUGAGAGCAGCCAAAGGGCCAUCUGGGCUAGCAUUUUGCUUGCCACUGUGUUUAGUCAGAUGCUUUUGGCCAAACAAAGCAGAACAUGGAGGAAAUAGCGUUCGCCACACCCUAGCAAGCUGUGUUUAGUGGCACACUGAAUACCAGGUUCUCUAAUAGACACUGAUAGGUUCCUUUCCCCACUCCCCCAUGCAUGUAUCUUCUUUUAGGCAUUACCUGUUAGCCAAUUGAUCUAACAUGUUAGACAUCAUCACAUCCUGAGGGGGUGCAUUCCACAUGUAAGGCUGGCAUGCCACAUUUUGGCCAGACUUGGAGUGGAUCUUUUAAAUCCUGGGUGGAGGAUAGCCAUGAAAACUCAUUUUCAUUGGGGAGCUAGGUCUUCCAUUUGGCCUAAGAAAGACAGGGAAAGGAGUUGUCCUUGUAGUCAGAGUUUGGAUGCUAAGCUCAACAAUAGCUCAGCUCUGUUAAAUGUCAUUGCCUCUUAUAAGGAAAGGGCUUUCUGCAAGUAGAAAUUUAAGUAGUUGAUUAAGACUCAUUCUUCGCAAUCCUGAUAGUUAGUAUGUUGCUGGUUCUUCCUUUUCACUAACAUUCACAAUGUGAGGCACCUGAUCCUUUCCAUACUGACUCAAGGCUUACUGGCAUCAUCACAUUGUCCAAGACGUUUUGCUACCUGAGGCAGUGGAUAACACUGCACCUUUUUAAUUUCACCAACAGAAGCUGAAUAGCCUGGAAAUUGAUUCUUGCUUUAGUAGUGGUGAUGGAAAAGCAUCCCCCAAUGGGGAUGAAUAGUCAGGUUGGUGUUGCCAUUUCCAACGAGCAUCUGCUCUCACUGCCUAAUGAAGGGACCGGUCCUGGAUGUUACUCAUCUAGUUGUACUACAACACACUGAAAAUAUUUGCAUAGUGGUAUUUUGUCUUCCUCAGUGGAAGGUUUGGAUAAAAGGGAGUGCUCUUUACACUCUUAACACAGGGAUGCAAGACUUUAUGGCAGGAAGGAAGUAAUUAAAUGUAGAGAAUCAGAGUAUUCUCAGGAUCACAAGGCAUUAGGGACCAAAAGGUCACCCAGCCUAUUACUUGCCAUAAUGCAGCUUCAUCUGCAUCUAUACCAAGGCUAUCUUGAAUAAGCAAGAUUCAGACCAUUGGCAUUUUCUUGACAUGUGGAUACCACAAGGAAGAAAUACAUAUAACAGUUGCCUCAGUUUUUGGCAGAUUCAUCCUUAUUCCUUUUCUUUUAAUUAGCAGAGAAGCUAGGAUCCUUCUAAAUGCAAAUGGUACAGAGCUAUGGACUCAGAGCAAGUAACAUUUCCAAGCAUUGACUAAGGUCCCUACUCAGAACAUUGCUUUUCUUCCCCUCCCAAGCACGUCUACCAGGCUAAUAGACUACACAAAGGCUCCUAGUUACUUGAUCUGGAAGGAUCGAUGACUGACUCAACAGCUCAUCUUGCUCCACUGAGGCUUCUAAUUGUUGCCAGUAAGCAUCAGGAAAAGCAGCCUGCUUACUACCAAUUUCCUUCAAAGAGUGGUUGGCCUGGCUUCUGCGUGGGCAACGCAAAUCCUUUGUAUUUUAAAUGUGUGGAUACUUCAAAUACAUCUUGAGGGAUGUUCCACUUUUCUGACUAUAGUAAGCAUGCCUGUUUGUGUUUUUCUGGCUGUUGAUCAAAUCCUAUGGAUAGUGUUUUGCUUAAUUUCCUGCUGUAAAUGGAUGUGCCGCCACUCAACCGAUUUGAGAAUGUAGACUUUUUCUGAAAUCCAGUUAGCUUUCAAACUAGAGGUAGACUUUAAUUUUUGUUUGUUUGUUUACUGUUCUUGCCUUGAAGCUAUGUGGCUUUAUAAUUAAAUCUUGUAUUGUAGAAUGAUGUUACAUUAUCUCUUGCUGACUAAAAGCUGUAUGCAAUCAGGAAGAAUUAACAGCUGGAGUAUGAAUAUAGUGCGGGGGAUAAAAUCUAAUUCUGGUUGUUGUUGUUCUUUUUUUUAAAAAGCAUAGGUACAUGUACAAAUAGGCUAAGGCGAAGACAGGCUAAUGGUGCAUUGUAUAGUUGCCCCCAAGAGUUAGAAGCUGAGAUCUUUUCCUCUCUCCCUUAUAAUUUUGGGUUUUCCCUUGUUGGUGCCCUUCAUAGAUUUUGGACUACAACUCUCAUCUUCCCUGAACAUUAGCCAUGCUGGGUGGAGUUGAUGGGCCUUGUAACCGAACAUCUCUAGAGGUGAAGGGCAGGGGAAGAAUCCCAGCACCCAGCUCUGAGUGGCCUGGACAGUAAAAAAACAACAACAGUAUGCAACAAAAUAGUUUUUGUACCUUAACAAACAAGAGAAAGGCUAUAAUGUCUGUUGCUAUAUUUCAGGAAAGGAGAUCAUGAUCAUGCAUUUUUAAUAUCAUCAAAUAAAUCCAUUAUUUAAUGUUG